CACAGAGGAAGAUGCGCAAGAGAAAGCUAAAAAUAAGGGAAAGUAGCUUAAUUAGAGAUAGUCAGGAACCGCCGGCCGGCGCCCAUUAGAUCGAAGAGGAAAAUGAGGCUAUGGAAAAGGGCGGCCGGGGCUCUUAAAGACCGGAACAGCAUAUGGAUGGCGAGCAUAUCUAGGAGGACGCCGUACCGGAACCCGGAUCUUGAGGCGGUGGUCAUCAAGGCCACCAGCCACGACGAAUCCUACGUUGACUACAAGAACGCUCAAAGGGUCUUUCAAUGGGUGCGUACAUCUGCGAUAUACUUGAGACCUUUGAUGUGGGCGCUGUCGAUGCGAAUGGAGAACACCCGGAGCUGGGCAGUCGCUUUAAAGGGCUUGAUGCUCAUGCAUGGCGUUUUCCAUUGUAAAACCCAGGCCGUACAAAUGAUUGGCAGGCUGCCAUUUGAUCUAUCAAAUUUCAGAGAUGGUCACUCCAAUAUCGGCAAGACAUGGGGAUACAAUGCUUUCAUUCGUGCUUAUUUUCUGUUUCUAGACCAGAAGUCUGCGUUCAUGGCAUCGGAGAUGAAGCUUCAAAAAGGAAGUAUCAGAGAGACGGAGGAACCGUUUACAGAGGAGCUCACGAGGUUACAAAAAUGGCAAUCUUUGCUUGAUGUGCUGCUUCAAAUCAAGCCACCGGCUGAGUGUAUGAUCGUCACUCUUAUUCUUGAAGCCAUGGAAUGUGUAGUCGUAGAGAUUUUCGAGGUUUACAGCAGAGUCUGCAGCGGGAUCGCGCAGGCACUGUUGAAGGUAUACGAGGCUGGUGGGAAGGCUGACGCAGAAAUUGCGCUCAAAGUUCUCCAAAAGGCAAGAGUGCAAGGUGAAGAACUCGCCACAUAUUUUGAGUUUUGCAGGGAAAUCGGUGUCAUUAACGCGUCGGAAUUCCCAAAGGUUGAGCAAAUCCCAGACGAAGAUAUUAGAGAUCUCGAGCGAAUAAUCAAUAAUGGGGUUUUCAAGGGGAAGAACUUGGAUAGUAAUGGCAUGCAGCCGGAGGACAAGGCCAUCGUGUUGAAAGAAAGUGGUGCCAUUGUUGAAGGAAGGAAAUCAAGCAGAGCUUUGAAAACAAUAAUUACUGAGAAAUGGGAAGUUUUUGAAGAGGAUUUGAAGUUCAAUGGGGUAGGGAAUUCCUCUGAUAUUACAACUACUGCAGCGAGAGAAGACACACCACAUUAUUAUACACCCACUUUAACUGCAUUACCGCUUCUACUUGCUUCUAAUCCAUUUAUUCAAGAUUUAAUUAGUUUAUAGAAGUUGGAAUAUUGAGAUUAAUUUGCUUUCCUGAAGGAUAAUUUUUUGUC
Molecule: messenger RNA, 1331 nt
Organism: Alnus glutinosa
Lineage: Eukaryota; Viridiplantae; Streptophyta; Magnoliopsida; Fagales; Betulaceae
Product: putative clathrin assembly protein At1g25240
Exons: 1
Coding region: 103-1281 (392 amino acids)
Biological process (GO): clathrin-dependent endocytosis; vesicle budding from membrane; clathrin coat assembly
Cellular component (GO): clathrin-coated vesicle; clathrin-coated pit
Molecular function (GO): SNARE binding; clathrin heavy chain binding; phosphatidylinositol-4,5-bisphosphate binding
Source: RefSeq, a predicted model, not a curated record